CUCAAGAUGGCAGCGGCGUUAGAAGAAGAGUUUGAAGAUGCGCCUGACGUGGAGCCGCUGGAGCCGACAUUGAAAAACAUAAUCGAACAGAAAUCGCUGAAAUGGAUAUUCGUGGGUGGCAAAGGUGGUGUUGGCAAAACGACUUGCAGCUGCAGUUUGGCUGUACAGUUGGCAUCGGUGCGAGAGAGCGUGCUCAUCAUUUCUACCGAUCCCGCCCACAAUAUCUCUGAUGCAUUCGACCAGAAGUUCUCCAAGGUGCCCACCAAAGUUAAGGGGUAUGACAACCUCUUUGCGAUGGAGAUUGACCCGAGCCUUGGCGUGGCUGAGCUCCCAGAUGAGUUCUUUGAGGAGGACAACAUGCUGAGCAUGGGGAAGAAGAUGAUGCAGGAGGCCAUGAGCGCCUUCCCCGGCAUCGACGAGGCCAUGAGCUAUGCAGAAGUCAUGAGGCUGGUGAAAGGCAUGAACUUCUCUGUGGUGGUGUUUGACACUGCCCCCACUGGUCACACUCUGCGCCUGCUGAACUUCCCCACCAUCGUGGAGAGGGGGCUAGGCCGGCUCAUGCAGAUCAAGAACCAGAUUAGCCCUUUCAUCUCUCAGAUGUGUAACAUGCUGGGGCUGGGAGACAUGAACGCUGAUCAGCUGGCGUCCAAGCUGGAGGAGACUCUGCCUGUAAUCCGCUCGGUCAGCGAGCAGUUCAAGGACCCGGAGCAAACGACAUUCAUCUGCGUGUGUAUUGCUGAGUUCCUGUCUCUGUACGAGACGGAGCGGCUUAUACAGGAGCUGGCCAAAUGCCACAUCGACACGCACAACAUCAUCGUCAACCAGCUGGUGUUCCCCGACACUGAGCGGCCCUGCAAGAUGUGCGAGGCGCGCCAUAAGAUCCAGUCUAAGUACCUGGACCAGAUGGAAGAUUUGUAUGAGGAUUUCCACAUUGUCAAGCUGCCGCUGUUGCCCCAUGAGGUUCGAGGGGCAGACAAGGUCAACACCUUCUCCCAGCAGCUUCUGGAUCCCUACACCCCCCCCAAGAAGUGACCCUUUAAAUCCGACUCCUACUCCCCAUCCACUCUGAAUCAAGAAAUCAGCAAAACUACAAGACUCACUACGGGCAGAAACACUAGGACUCAAUGUCAUCAUCUACAAGCAGACAUGUUUAACAGGCUCCACCCCCUAUGUCUUGCCCUCUGGCUCGCUCUUUCUCUCCUUCUGUCCCACUAUACUUGAAUCUCAGUUGGGGAAGUGUCACCCAUUUUUCUAACAGACCGAAUGCCUUCUCCUACAGCUAAUUUCAGCCAUUGUGACAUUGAAUGAAGCUUUUUUUUGUCUGCCCACACUACUGAUUACACUUUGUGAUGGUAAACCAGACUGCUACUUCUCAGCAUACUACUUUUGAGUUAAAUGCCUGAUAUACAGAAUAAAUGAUAUGACCUGAUUAUGCCCAUAUAUGUAACUAAAGAUAAGAGUGUAGCAUGGCUAUACACCCCUAAACUCCUCUGAGUGGCUGAACAUGCAUUGUAAGGUGUCUUGGGAUAUGUAGUUUUGUGGUUGCUCAAUAUAUUUCAGGAACCCCUUGACACCCCUUUUGGGGUUUUUACCAGUCUAUCUACCAGUGAAUGAAAACUGAAUUUCUGUGUGUAAGGUCUGAGGUAGCUGUGAUGGAUUCUAGAUGGCAUGAGUGGAGCAUGAUGGGAUAUUGUGAGGGUUACUAUGGCCUAAUUUUUUUGUGGGUUUUCUUCCUGGAUUCUGGGCACUUUCCUAGCUUUUGUAACACCUGGCCCCGUUAUAAAUCUGAGUAGUCAAGCUGUCUUCGGGCAGCAAUAUAAAACCAUGUUAGGUGCUCUUUUUAGUUAGUCAGAGUUUUGACUUCUUGCUUUAAAAACUGCAUCUCUCCAACUGAGAUCAAAAGCAUUGAGAAUAAAAUGGAAUUUUAUCAGAUUAAUGAAAUAAGUACAAGGCAGACCAUGUGCUGAUCUGUACUUCCAUGGCUGAAAUUCAACCUGACCCAAAUCUGCUGGAUAAAACUGGCCAUUCUAAUUAUGUAUAUAGUGUAAUUAUGUAGCGUAAGCUACACAGCAUCAUUUGUGAAUGAAGAAUGUAAAUAAUCCUACCCAGGGGUGUAGGACUGGAAUCGACUAAGUUUUGUUUUGCCUCCUCCCCUGUUUCUCUGGUCUCUGUUGUGACUCAUUUGUCUCACUUGUGCAGGGACUGAAUUUAUUACAAGUCUUAAUUCUUCAGAGUCCUAUAAACCUUAGUUGGUUAAGAUUGUAAGUGCCAUGUGUGACUUCCUGUUUGGUCUCUGAUUGGCCAAUGUAAAGCGAUUCUGAUUGCUUUACUUUAUAAACCUGCAGGUUCUCACUGAGCAUGCAGAAUGCGCAGAAGUACAAGAGAACUGCCUUCACGCUGAGCUCCCUCUGCCUGAUAUCAUUCUUUCCUGAUCCCUGUGUCAAAAGCAUCCGUUAGGAGGAGGAUGGGCACCAAGGAUUCACUGUUUAAUUUGUAUUGCAAAGAUUUUAAUGCCUUCUCCCAUUUCCUUUUUUUUCUAAAGGUGAUAGUGUAAAAUCAUGUUACAGAAGUAUUAAAACACUAGCUUGAGUAAUGGUAGAAACAUUGAAUCGUUGGUUUUGAUUCCUGCUUGUAUUGGGCAUUCCACGCUUUGUCCCAGUUUAUGUUAAAAUGUAAUGGAGGAUAACCAAACAGGUCAAAUCACUGUUUGUGGCAGAUGCUCCUGUGUUCCAGUCA
Messenger RNA from Megalops cyprinoides (Indo-Pacific tarpon), 2736 nucleotides. Its product is annotated as ATPase GET3. The transcript has 7 exons. Gene Ontology annotation, cellular component: GET complex. Gene Ontology annotation, molecular function: ATP hydrolysis activity; ATP binding. Lineage: Eukaryota; Metazoa; Chordata; Actinopteri; Elopiformes; Megalopidae. The record is from RefSeq and is a predicted model, not a curated record. Gene Ontology annotation, biological process: post-translational protein targeting to endoplasmic reticulum membrane. The coding region runs from base 7 to 1032 and encodes 341 amino acids.